Messenger RNA from Zerene cesonia (dogface butterfly), 2077 nucleotides. It is a transcript of the gene CycY, whose product is annotated as cyclin-Y-like protein 1. Gene Ontology annotation, biological process: regulation of cyclin-dependent protein serine/threonine kinase activity; regulation of canonical Wnt signaling pathway. Gene Ontology annotation, molecular function: cyclin-dependent protein serine/threonine kinase activator activity; protein kinase binding. Bases 200 to 1210 code for a protein of 336 amino acids. The record is from RefSeq and is a predicted model, not a curated record. Gene Ontology annotation, cellular component: plasma membrane. The transcript is spliced from 2 exons. NCBI's taxonomy places the organism in Eukaryota, Metazoa, Arthropoda, Insecta, Lepidoptera, Pieridae.
UUCUGACAGGCGUUUAAUUUAUAGUUUUAUUUAAAUUUAAUAAUUUUCUAAUAUCCUAGAAUGUUAAGAUAGUAUGGGUCUUUUAUGUCAUACUUGCGGUUUGACACUAUAUUUUGUGUCUCGAUGUAUGCUAAUACUUACAGAAUGAUAAAAUACGUACGAGAAUAAACAUACUCGCAGAUAAUUAAUCUAUACGACCAUGGGUAACCAAAAUAGUUGUUGUUGCUAUCGUAGUCCAUCACCAAUCAGGAAGGAUAUUGUAAAACUAGAAGAUUAUCUUCCCGAAGGCGAAGUUAGUUCCAAUAAUAUACAACACAUCAGCGAAAGAGAGCCUGAAGAUGGUGACAUUGACCCAUCUCAAGAUCCUAUUGCUGGGACUAUAUUCAUGGAAAGGUCGAAGGCUUCGAUCGAAAACGGUAUCACAAGAAAGAGAAGUCAACACCAAAUAGCCGAAAAUAAGAUGAAAAAAAGCAGUUCCUGUUCUACUAUAUAUUUAGAUGAUAGUACUGUAUCUCAACCUAACUUGAAAAAUACUGUUAAGUGUGUGGCACUUGCUAUAUACUACCACAUAAAAAACCGAACUUCUGAACGUCGGAUAGACAUAUUUGAUGAAAAAUUACACCCUUUAAGUAAAGAUGGGCUCAGUGAUGAUUAUGAUAAGUAUAAUCCAGAGCACAAGCAAAUUUACAAGUUUGUUCGAACAUUGUUUAAUGCUGCCCAAUUAACAGCAGAAUGUGCUAUUAUUGCUCUAGUGUAUUUGGAAAGACUUCUCAUAUGUGCUGAGUUAGAUAUUGCCCCAUCUAAUUGGAAAAGGAUAGUAUUGGGAGCAAUAUCACUUGCUAGCAAAGUAUGGGAUGAUCAAGCAGUGUGGAAUGUAGAUUAUUGUCAAAUUUUAAAAGAUAUCACAGUGGAAGAUAUGAAUGAAUUAGAGAGGCAAUUUUUAGAAAUGCUACAAUUUAACAUAAAUGUACCAUCAAGUGUAUAUGCAAAGUAUUAUUUUGAUCUGCGCACACUAGCAGAAGCUAAUGACUUAGCUUUUCCCAGUGAGCCAUUGAGUAAGGAAAGAGCACAAAAGCUAGAAGCAAUGUCUAGAGUUAUGGAAGAUAAGAUUGCAGCCGAGGUUGUUAAAAACGGUAUAAAGAAGUGGUCUAGUUUGGACAAUGUUAAUUCUGGUGCAGGAGUCAGACGCAGUGUUGCCAUACUGUCAUAAUUUUUUUAAAUAUUUUUUCUGAUUCCCAAUUGCUAAGUUAAAAUUUGGAUCCAUAAAUAAUAUAUGUAAUGUCUUUAAAACUUUUGCACCAGUUUAACAAAACAAAAUUAUGUAGACUUGCUUCUAGAAGGACCUUGAGAUUUGUUAUGCCCCUUCAUAGCAAUCUGCAGGGAGUAUGGUUGGUUUACUAAUUAAAAUAUUGUGGAUUAUUAAUUCUAUGAAACAUUUGUAAUUAUGCGAGAUUAAUGAUCUGAUCUCUAUAUAUUUUCAAUCAGUUUUAUAUAAUGAUGAUUAUCUUUAAAUGAAAGACUUGUAAAUUGUGGUCCAAUAUUUUUGUAUUAUACCCAUACUAAUUGUCACUGACUUUUUUUCUUUUUACAAUAUGCUUCCAGUUUAUUAUAAGUUCUUGUUAGUAAGAAGCACUAAUAUUGAUAGAUUGCUUCCAAAGCUGAUUUGCUUAGUAUAUUUAGAUUAUUAAUAGUAUUUGAAAAAUCGUCUUUUGACUGAAAUAAGAAUUUGUGAUUGUGGUGUAAAUGUAUUAGUCAUUUCUUUUAAAAUUAUUUAAACAUGCAUUUAGAUUGGAUGUAGGAUGUGUAUUGAUUAUGCCAAAUUAAUUUGUAAUCAAAGUGAAAUAUGUAUACUUAGUCAAUCAAUAACUAAGAUAUGAAUAAGCAAAUAUGUAACUAUAUCACUUUUGUUGGCAAUACAUAUAGUAUUUUUUUUUUUUAACUGUAAAAUAUAGGAAUUGAUUAAUUUUAAUUAUACUGUUUUAUUUUAUGGUUAAGUUAUGUAAUGCAGAAUUCAUACAUCUUGUAUCUUAAUUGUAAUUAAGGAAAAUAAACAUUUUAUAUGAGACUUUCAAAGGAA